AUGGAAAGACCCGUCGUUCAAACGCCUACACAAUCAGAUCAGUUCCAUGCACCAUCCGUGUCUUUCGAAGGUAUCUCUGAUGAUGGGCUAUUUGAAAAUACGCCGUCUAUGAUACACGAGCCCAACGGCAUCCAACCCUUCAGCGAAGGAGGAACAGAGCUGGAUAAUAUCUGGGAUUUCGACCUGGAUAUGAACUUCUUUCCGAGCCUGUUUGACCUCGACUCAGCGGCCGAGCGACCCGAUAGUCUCUGGCCGGCACCGAGAGAGCCUGAGCAGGUUGCGGCUAAGACCCUUGUACCUCCCACACCCUUGACACCCGCAGCAGUGGCUGAGAUUUAUAACUGCAGCCUUUCACCAACCCUGGAAGGAGAAGCCAUAGAACCACGGCAAUAUCAGCCAAGUUCUAUCAACAUUGACGCGCAGUUGUCAUUCCCCAAUAUGGAGCAUAUCUCCACAGACGAAGUGGAUCAAGAGAACCUGGCUCAUGUCCCUGAAGUCUCAAAUAUUGUUGUCGGUCAGAUGGCCCAAUUGGCAUUGACUAUCGAAACGACAUCAACUUUUCCAAGAUUUGUUGACUCAAGGUUGCCACCUGCCCCUAUAAUCAACGCUUGGGUGCAGCUCUACUUCGAACAUUUUCAUCCAAUCUUUCCUUUCCUGCAUAAGCCGUCCUUUGGUACUUCGGACACACAUUGGCUGCUCAUAUUUGCUGUUGGCGCCAUUGGGGCUCAAUUUUCUGAACUCCCCCAAUCGCAAGCCUGUUCAAGGGCUAUGAAUGAGAUGGUCCGACGGUCGACAUUAUAUCUGUGCGAAAAUCAUAAUCAAAAUGGCCGGGAACUCUGGCUGACACAGGUCAUCCUGCUCAAUCAAUUGGGCUUACGGUAUUCUGGCGAACGGAGGGCCCUCGAAAUUGCCGAACUGUUGCAAGCACUUCCUGUAACCCUAGCUCGUCGGAAACGAUUAUUCGCGAACUAUCUGCCUCGUCAAAGGGUAUUCCAUCUGGAUCUACCCCUGGAUCAGAAAUGGCAGCUCUGGACUCUUGACGAAGGGAGGCGGCGAACUGGCUUUGCCAUUUGGUUGAUGGAUUCGGCUUUUGAAACCGACUUUGACUUGUGCCGCGUGAUGGGAACCCAUGAAAUGCAAAUCUCCUUGCCGCAAGAGGAAAAGCCAUGGGCGGCAUCCAGCGCACAAGCCUGGGCUGGCUAUCCAGCUCGCAAGGGUGGUGUGCGACGCAAGCUGGGCUGCAACAUGGAAUAA
Molecule: messenger RNA, 1254 nt
Organism: Penicillium canescens
Lineage: Eukaryota; Fungi; Ascomycota; Eurotiomycetes; Eurotiales; Aspergillaceae
Product: fungal specific transcription factor domain-containing protein
Exons: 4
Coding region: 1-1254 (417 amino acids)
Biological process (GO): regulation of transcription by RNA polymerase II; DNA-templated transcription
Cellular component (GO): chromatin
Molecular function (GO): DNA-binding transcription factor activity, RNA polymerase II-specific; RNA polymerase II cis-regulatory region sequence-specific DNA binding; zinc ion binding
Source: RefSeq, a predicted model, not a curated record